Molecule: messenger RNA, 1527 nt
Organism: Talaromyces amestolkiae
Lineage: Eukaryota; Fungi; Ascomycota; Eurotiomycetes; Eurotiales; Trichocomaceae
Exons: 1
Coding region: 1-1527 (508 amino acids)
Biological process (GO): arabinan metabolic process; pectin catabolic process; L-arabinose metabolic process
Molecular function (GO): alpha-L-arabinofuranosidase activity
Source: RefSeq, a predicted model, not a curated record
AUGUUGUUCUCUCGACCAGUCCUCGACCGCUUCAGCAGCGUACUCGCUCUGAGCCUUUACGUCACCGGUUCCCUGGCUGGACCAUGUGAUAUUUACUCUUCUGGCGGCACCCCCUGUGUCGCUGCACACAGUACUACUCGCGCGCUGUACGACUCCUUCACCGGCGCCCUCUAUCAGGUUUCCCGUGGCUCUGACGGUGCUACUACCGAUAUAUCCCCUCUGUCCGCUGGCGGUGUUGCCAACGCCGCUGCCCAAGACACAUUCUGUGCCAGCACCACCUGUCUCAUUACCAUUAUUUACGACCAGUCUGGCAAUGGUAACCAUCUCACUCAGGCACCACCUGGAGGCGCUGCAAGCGGUCCUGACGCUAAUGGCUACGACUACCUUGCCAGCGCUAUUGGCGCACCAGUGACCUUGAACGGUUCCAAGGCCUACGGCGUCUUCAUUUCGCCAUUCACCGGCUACCGUAACAACGCCGCUGUCAAAACUGCCACCGGCGAUGAUCCAGAGGGCAUGUACGCAGUUUUGGAUGGUACCCACUACAACACCGGCUGCUGCUUCGACUACGGCAAUGCAGAGACCAGCAGCGAUGAUACUGGCAACGGCCACAUGGAGGCUAUUUACUUCGGCACUGGUGAUGGCUCUGGCCGUGGUACUGGUUCGGGUGCUGGUCCUUGGAUCAUGGCCGAUCUCGAGAACGGCUUGUUUUCUGGUUAUGACCCUAUCAACAACGAUGCAGACCCGACAAUCACCUCACGAUUCGUUACUGCUAUAAUCAAGGGAGAGCCCAAUCAGUGGGCAAUCCGUGGAGGUGAUGCUACCACCGGCUCGCUGUCGACAUAUUACAGCGGAAUUCGCCCCGCUAAUGGUUACUACCCAAUGGUCAAAGAGGGUGCUAUCAUUCUCGGUACUGGAGGUGACAACAGUGACCGUGCCCAAGGCACCUUCUACGAAGGUGUCAUGACCACCGGCUAUCCUUCCGAUGAUACCGAGAGCCAAGUCCAAGCCAACAUUGUCGCCGCUGGAUACGCCACUACAUCCCUCAUCAGCGGCCCCGGAUUGACCGUUGGUGAAAACAUCGCCCUACGCGCCACCACAUCAUGCUGCACAACACGCUACAUCACCCACACCGGCUCAACCGUGAACACCCAAGUCGUCACCUCAUCGGACGAUCUUACCACCAGACAAACAGCCAGCUGGACCGUCCGCACUGGUCUCGGUAACAGCGCCUGCUACUCCUUCGAAUCCGUCGACACCCCUGGCAGCUUCAUCCGUCAUUCCAACUACGAGCUCAUGCUCAACGCCAACGACGGCAGUAAGAUCUUUAGCGAGGACGCUACCUUCUGCCCCCAGUCCGGUCUCAAUGGUCAGGGCAACUCUUUCCGUUCCUGGAGUUACCCUACCCGUUACUGGCGUCACUACAACGCCGUCGGCUACAUCGCUAGCAACGGUGGUCCCUUUGACUUUGACAGCACUACUUCAUUCAACGACGACGUUAGCUUCGUCGUCAGCGUUGGCUUUGCUUAA